This is a messenger RNA of Rotaria sp. Silwood2, 1401 nucleotides long. Lineage: Eukaryota; Metazoa; Rotifera; Eurotatoria; Philodinida; Philodinidae. The record is from the annotation of a GenBank genome assembly.
AUGGCAUCAUCAUCACCAUCAGCAACAACAACAGGGAAUUCAAGUGAUGUAUCAGCACAACAAAUUGGUAGAGCAUUUGUUGUUCAAUAUUAUCGUCUUCUUCAUGAACAUCCUGAAUCUUUACAUCGAUUUUAUUCAUUAUCAUCAACAUUUAUGCAUGAUGAUCCAAGUAAAACUGUUACUGGAGUUGAAAAUAUAGCUAAGCGUAUUGAAGAAUUAUCAUUAAAACAACGUCAUGUUAAAAUUCGUCAAGUUGAUUGUCAUUCAACUGUUGGUUCAUCAGUUGUUGUACAAGUUUGUGGGGAAAUAUCUUCAUCAUCAAUAGCUGAUAAUCCUACACCAAUUAUGAAACGUUUUGUUCAAACAUUUGUUCUUGCACCAACAGUUAAUGCUAAACAAAAAUAUUACGUACACAAUGAUAUAUUCAGAUAUCAAGAUGAUGCUAUAUGGACUACAACAACAGAUAAUACUAAUACAAAAACAUCACCAUCAACAACAGUAACAGAUAAUAAUGAAGUGGCAUCGUUUGGAACUAUUCCAAUAAUAUCAACAUUAACUUCAGUAGUACAAACAUCAAUAGUUCCAUCAUCUUCAACAAAUAUUAAAUCUUCAGCUAAUACAAUAAUUAAAAAAGAAGAUAAAUCUAAAACAAAUACAAGUUCAACAGCUAAUGUUACACCUCCAGCUACACCUGUUAAUGAACAAGAGAAAACUCAAGAUAAAGAACAAUCAUCAAAACCAAAAUCUUAUCGAGAUGCUAUUGGAAAAAAAGAAAAACAAACAACAACACAAAUAACAAAUGAGAAUCAAUCAAAACCAGCUGCAACUGGAAUAAAAACAUCAAAAUCUGCUAAACAAAGAUCAUCAAAAUCGGGUGGUCGAAAUGCACGAGGUACACGUGGUCGUCCUCAAGAUGUUAACGAAUAUUAUGAUGAUUCAUGGUAUUAUGGAGCUGGUGAAGAAGGUUAUUUACAUACUGGUUAUACAGAUGAUCAAGAAAUAUUUGUUGGAAAUCUUUCAGCUCAAAUUACAGAAGAAGAAAUUCAUGAUUUAUUUCGUUCAUAUGGUCGUCUUCUUGUUGUUCGUAUUGGUAAUACAGGAUCUCAAAUUGGUGCAGCAAAUUUUGCAUUUGUUGUAUGUCAAUCAAUUGAAAUGGCUAAAGCAAUUGUAGCUGAUCAUGAAAAUCUUUUAAAAAGUCAUCAGAUUAAUGUCGAAGCAAAAAAACGUCGUCCAUUUUCGCAUACAUUUCGUCCAACAUAUCCAACAGCUGCUUCUCCAACAAAUUAUCAAUCAACUGGUUAUUCAACAUCAGUUUAUGAACAUUCAGCAUCAGCACCAUUUUAUGAUGGAGGAGUUUCUGGUCGUGGAACACGACGCGGUGGAAAAGUAGGAACACAUUAA